Messenger RNA from Didymodactylos carnosus, 3360 nucleotides. Lineage: Eukaryota; Metazoa; Rotifera; Eurotatoria; Philodinida; Philodinidae. The record is from the annotation of a GenBank genome assembly.
AUGAUGAUAAUCAUGCGACUGUUAUUAUUAUCAUGGUUAACUUUUUAUUAUCAAAUUCAAUAUUCAUUAUCAAUAACAAUUGAUUUAGCACCAAUAACUAUACCUGAACAUACAGUAGUAAAUCAUUUAUUAGUAUCUCUAUCUGAUAUAUUACAUAGAACAACCCGAGCAUCUUAUCAUUUUUUAAGACCAAAUUCUGAUCCACAAAGUUAUUUUAAAUUAGAUAUAAAAACAGGUGAAUUACGUACAGCCAUUGAUCUUGAUCGUGAAAAAAUAUGUCAAAAUAAUAUUAAUAAACGUUAUCAUUAUUAUCAUACAAAAUGUAAAUUUAAUUUAAAAAUAUUUGAAGUUUUAAAUCAAACAUUAAUACAUAUACCAAUAAUUAUUACCGAUAUUAAUGAUAAUCAACCUUAUUUUCCAUAUCCAUUAUCAUCUAUAAUUCUACAUAUAUCAGAAAAUUCACCAUUACAAUCAAAAUUAAUUAUUGAACAAGCAAAUGAUCAUGAUGAACUAGAUUAUCAACAAUUAAGAUAUCGAUUAAUUAUUAAUGAAUAUUUAAAUAAUUUUCCAUUCGAAUUAGAAAUGCCUGGUAUUUUUAAUACAGAUCGAUAUGUAUCACCAGUAUCAACAAUUGAUUCAAAUCGUUUAGCACUUAUUCUAAAACAAACAUUAGAUCGUGAAAAAAUUGAUAGUUAUAAUUGUACAAUAGGUGUUAUUGAUACAGCUGAACAUGAAGCAUUUUUAUAUGUAAAAAUUAUUAUAGACGAUGUUAAUGAUUGCUCACCAAGUUUUGAAUAUGAAAAAUAUUCAAUUCAAAUAGCAGAAAAUAUACCAGUAAAUACUAUAUUAUUACAAGUACAAGCAAAAGAUGAUGAUAUUGGUCAAAAUUCAAAAAUUACUUAUAGUUUAACAGAUGCAUCUAAACUAUAUGAAAAUCAAUUUUCAAUUGAUGAUACAUCAGGAGUAAUAAUAUUAAAAAGUAAAUUAGACUAUGAACAACGAACAUCUUAUAUUUUUUAUGUUGAAGCAAAAGAUUCUGGAACUGAACCACGAUCAUCUCAUACACUUGUCAAUAUUACAUUACUUGAUGUUAACGAUAUUGCACCUCAUAUUCAAAUACGUUUUUUACCAGAAAUUAAUUAUAAUAAUAUUGAUUUAGUUGAAAUAGAAGAAAAUUAUCCAAUUGAAAAAUUUUUUGCUCAAAUUAUUGUUACAGAUCAGGAUAGUGGUUUGGGUGGUCAAGUACGACUAUCAUUUAUGAGUAAUACAAAUACAAAUAAUGAUCAUGAUAAUGAUUCAUUUCGAUUAUAUCAGAUAGAUAAUAGCACAUAUCUAUUAAAUCGUAGUAAAAUAUUUGAUAGUGAACAACAACAAUUGCAUCGUUUAACAUUCUAUGCUCAAGAUUUAGAUCCUAAACAACCAUUGAGUACAACAAAAACAUUAAUAAUACAUGUAAUUGAUGUUAAUGAUAAUGAACCUAUUUUCUCACAGCCAUACUAUAUUUUAUCAAUUAAUGAAAAUAAUAAUGGAAAUGAAACAUUGACACGUAUCGAAGCGUAUGAUCCUGAUUCAACUGAUAAUGAUCAUAUUUCAUAUUCAGUUGAGAUCUCAAAUGAAACCAUUCCAUUUAUAAUUGAUAGUGAUAGUGGACAAUUACAAUGUACAACAGUUUUUGAUCAUGAAUUACGUUCAAUUUAUGAAUUUUAUAUUAUUGCAAGUGAUAAUGGGCAACAACCAGGUUCAUUAUCAUCUCGUGUUAAAGUCACUGUUCUUGUAAUAGAUCAAAAUGAUAAUAGAGCACUGUUUAAUCAACAAAAAUAUGAAUUUUUUAUACGAGAAGAUCAUAAUCGAACAAUUCCGAUUGGUGUUAUUACCGCUACAGAUCGUGAUUCAAAUAUAAAUAAUCAAAUGAAAUAUAGUUUAGAUGAUCAAACAAUACCAUUUUAUUUGACAAGUAACGGUGAAUUAAAACUAAACUCAUCGGUUGAUCGUGAACAACGUACAAUUUAUGAAUUUAACGCGAUUGUAAUGGAUGUAAAUGAAUCACUUAUAUCAUCAUCGGUACCAGUUAUAGUUCAUAUCACCGAUAUUAACGAUAAUGCACCACGUUGGAUUUCACCUCAAGUAAAUCAUACUCACUUAGCUAUAAAUAAAGAUCUUAUACCAUUAGGUAGUAUAAUCGGUCAUCUCCAAGCUGAAGACAGUGAUGAAAAUGCCAAUGGUUAUGUUACCUAUACACUUGUCGAAUCAAAACCUAUUGUCACAUUUUUAUGGUUUCAAACUGAUGGUCACAUUAUGAUUAAUUCAACACCCAUAUUGGGUAGUUAUCAAAUUGUUGUUCAAGCCGAAGAUAAUGGAUCACCUGUACGACAUUCAUCUCUUAUUCAAUUUCAGUUAUUAGUCGGUGACAAUGUAACAAAUGCAACACUAUUCCAACAAACAAAUAACAUUGAUGAGUUAAUUUUUCAUCGUUCAUCGUUAUCCACAAAACGUAGUAUUGCCAUCUUAGCAACAUGUUUUAUUGGUUCGGCUAUUAUUCUAGCAUUAAUUGUUUGUACGAUUCUCAUUUUAAUAUGCCGUUAUCGUCGAAAUAAAUAUUUAUAUUAUGUCAAAUGUAAUGAAAAUAAAAAUAAGAAAAAACAACAGCAAGAGAGAAAUGAUGUGAUGAUGAUUGUAGAAAAUCGUUUACCAAUUUUAGAAAAUAAUUCAACAAGUUCAACAUGUUCAAAACUUAGUCUAGAUGAUAUUAAUCAUAAACGAAGGUCAAAUCAAUCUUCAUCAUCACCAUCUUGUACGGGUGUUCAUCGAGCUGAUAAUUGUUACAUUCAACAAUUAUCGUCAACUACAAAACCACCACAAACAAGUGAUUAUUAUAGUAACAGUAGCACACAUCAAGAUAUUGAAGAUGUUGAAGAAUGGACCGAAGGAUCUGGUAGAAUGAAUGAUGCAAAUGAAUGGUCUAUAGAAAAAAUUCUUUAUCCCGAUUGGUUAUAUAAAGAUUGUAAAACACUAGAUACUUCAACAUUUGCUAAUAAUAAUAGUUAUCGUACAUUUAAUCAUCAACAGAAUAUAUCACCAAACUCUAAUUUUCUAAAUACUUCAUUAUUAUCACAGCGUGAACGAAUAUCACCAACAACAAUGGUACACUCAUUAACAUCAUCCGUAAAUAAUUCACCUAAACAAGUACAUUUUCAAUCAUCAUCAUCACCAUAUAGACAGUUAUCCAAUAAAACAUUAUGUGUUCAUAUUAAUCCAACAACAUCAGCACCGAACAGUGAUUUAAUUAAACCUUACCCACAUUUAAGUACAACGAUAAAACAGUUUAAAUCAGUAGCUAAACCUAAAGAUACGUUUAUUUGA